Messenger RNA from Coregonus clupeaformis (lake whitefish), 6729 nucleotides. RefSeq names its product adhesion G protein-coupled receptor B1. The coding region runs from base 237 to 4850 and encodes 1537 amino acids. NCBI's taxonomy places the organism in Eukaryota, Metazoa, Chordata, Actinopteri, Salmoniformes, Salmonidae. Gene Ontology annotation, biological process: negative regulation of angiogenesis; adenylate cyclase-activating G protein-coupled receptor signaling pathway; engulfment of apoptotic cell. The record is from RefSeq and is a predicted model, not a curated record. Gene Ontology annotation, molecular function: G protein-coupled receptor activity. Gene Ontology annotation, cellular component: plasma membrane; postsynaptic density; dendrite. The transcript has 29 exons.
AGUGACCUGUCAUGUUUCUUUUUUUGUCUUCCCUUUGUCCAACAGACAUAUCUUUGACACAUGGCUGUCUGUCUGUCCCACUGAAGCCUUUGAACCCCAUCCAAUUCCUCAGAGUGUAAACCAACAAGUUCCAAGCAACUGAAGUCACAUCGUAACAAAUUGUAUAAAUAGAGGAGAGAGAAAAGAGUGAAAUCAAUUUGAGUCCCCUUGAAACAUCCUCUUGAAGCGACCACACAAUGGCGUGGUCACCUCCCCGGUCGGGGCCCUUAGUGGCCCUUGUGGCCCUCCUUUUCCUCGGUUUGACUUCCAGCAUCCCAUCUGGCCCAGCCUCUGAUACCUGCGCCACCCUGGAGCAGAGCCGCUUCUUCGGGCUGUUCUCUUCGACCGCCAACCUGCCCUCCACACCGUGCUCCUGGACCCUGCAGAACCCAGACCCUCGCCGCUACACCGUCUACAUGAAGAUCACCAAGCCCACCGACUCCUGCCUGCCCCGCCAGGUCAAGACCUUCCAGUUCGACUCCUUUAUCGAGACCUCUCGCACCUACCUGGGUAUGGAGAGCUUUGAUGAAGUCGUCCGAUUGUGCGACGCUUCAACGUCUGUAACCUACCUGGAGUCCAGCAAGCAGUUCCUGCAGCUCCGUAAGGUGGCGCCAAGACACAACCUGGAGAUUGUGGAGGGAGACAGCAAUGGUGAGUUCAAGGCCGAGUUCCUGGUGGUGGGCAAGAGGAACCCCAGUAUGCCAGCGUGUCAGAAGCUGUGCCAGUGGCUGGAUAAUUGUUUGUCCACCAGCACCCAUCCCAACCCCUGUGGCAUCAUGAACACCCCCUGCCAGUGCUGGGAGACCCCUGUCAGGAAGCCAGGUGGCUGCUACCGUGGAGGCAUCUACCAGGAGGAGUGCAUCCCAACUCCCAGAGACACUGGACGUGACAUUGUACGCGACGCCGAGAUCAUAAAGAGCUGGAGUGGAUGGGGCCGUUGGUCUGAGUGCAGUAUGGAGUGCGGGGGUGGAGUCCAGGUGCGCAGCCGAGCUUGUCAUCCAGAGGAUAGUGUGUGUGAAGGCGUGGUCGAAGAGGGGCGGGUCUGCAACCCUCAUCCCUGCAUUGGUCAAGUGCGCGCCCGUAGCCAAGCCCUGGCUUCCAUUGUUGGCCUGAAAAGAGAAAACGCUGAUGUUCCUAGCACUGGAGUCGUGGCCCUUCAAACAGUGGACUCUGCUGCGGUUGCAGAUGAGUGGUCCCCCUGGAGUGUGUGUUCAGUGAGCUGUGGAGAGGGCUGGCAGGCCCGCACCCGUUUCUGUGUUACCUCCUCCUACAGCACCCAAUGCACCGGCCCCCUCCGCGAGAACCGCCCCUGCAACAACACCAUGGUCUGCCCCGUUGAUGGAGCUUGGGACGAGUGGUCCCCAUGGAGCCUGUGCUCGUCCACCUGCGGCCGUGGUUACCGUGACCGCACCCGCACCUGCAAGCAGCCCCAGAACGGAGGAGAACCCUGCAAGGGACCUAUCAAACAGACCAAGUUCUGCAACAUCGCAGUCUGCCCAGUGGACGGUGCCUGGAACGAAUGGUCCGGUUGGACCACCUGCUCUGCCUCUUGCUCCAAUGGCACCAAGCAGAGGACACGUGAAUGCAACGGACCAUCCUACGGAGGCUCGGAGUGCCGUGGUGAUUGGCGUGAGACCAACAACUGCUUCCUGAAAGAUUGCCCAGUUGACGGACGCUGGUUAUCAUGGAGCUCAUGGGGAAGCUGCAGUAAGACCUGUGGGGGAGGAAGCAAGCAGAGGCAGAGGAUGUGUGAAGGACCUUACUUUGGUGGAGAGCCUUGCCCUGGAGACAGAGGGGAGCUGAGACGCUGCAACGAGAAAAGAUGCCCAGAACCCCAUGAGAUCUGUCAGGAGGAGACCGAUGGUGAUGUUGUGUGGAAGAGAACCCCAGCAGGAGACAUGGCUGCCGUGACCUGCCCUACAGAUUCCACAGGCUUGAUCUUGCGCCGAUGCACCCUUGGCGCUGUAGGCCUUGCUUAUUGGGAGAACCCGACCUACAUCAAGUGCAUCUCCAAGAACUACCAGGACAUUUCCACAUUGGCCCAGGAUGGUGUUGAUAAGGCUAAGAAGGGCUUGAUGACUGAUGGGAUUUCUGAGGUGAUCUCCCGACUGAGGGCCACCUCUGAUGAGGGGACCAAGUACAGUGGAGACCUGCUGUCCAUCAUGGAUGUCCUCAGGAACACCACUGAGAUCUACAAAGGAGCUGGAUAUAGCCUGAGCAAUGCUGAUGUGGAGAACUAUGCACAGACAAUCAGCAACUUACUGAAGGAGGAACAUCAUGACAAAUGGGAGGAGGCACAGCUGAUGGGCGCUAACGUCAAGGAGUUCUUGCAGCUCGUCGAGGACUUUGUGGACAUGAUCGGUAUGCAGAUGAAGGACUUCCAGGACAUUUAUGAAGUCACAGAGAAUUUAGUGUUGAGCAUCCAUAAGCGCCCCACAGCCAUGACCACUGACUUCACCUUCCCAGUGAAAGGAUGGAGAGGCAUGAUGGACUGGGUCAGGACCUCAGAGGAGAAGAUCACUGUCUCCCGCGACGCUCUGUCCAUCGACCAGUCUGAGGGCACCACUGCAUUUGUGACCGGGAUCGUUCUAUACAGAAACCUCAGCUCUAUCCUGUCCUUCCAAAGUAACAGCAGCGUACUCAACUCUAAGGUAGUCACGGUUAUGGUGAAGCCCACCCCAGGUCUGCUGUCCACCCCAGUGGAAAUCGAGUUCCCCCACCUCCAUAAUGACACCAUCAAUGAAACUUGCAUCUCCUGGGAUGAGCGUGAAACUUCUUCGCUGCUUGGAUCUUGGUCUGCGCGUAGCUGCAGAGCGGUCGGGGUAGAUUCAUUCAGAACCAAAUGCGUGUGUGACAGGCUCUCCACCUUCGCCAUUUUAGCGCGGAUAAACCCUGAUAUGAACAUGGAUAAGAAUCUGCUUCCCUCUGUGACGCUCAUCGUAGGCUGUGGGGUCUCCUCUCUCACCCUUCUGCUCCUCAUCAUCAUCUAUGUCUCCGUCUGGAAGUAUAUCCGCUCGGAGCGCUCAGUGAUCCUCAUCAACUUCUGCCUCUCCAUUAUCUGCUCCAAUGCCCUCAUUCUGGUUGGACAAACCCAGGCUCGCAACAAGGUGGUGUGUGGAAUGGUGGCCGCCCUCCUUCACUUCUUCUUCCUCUCAUCUUUCUGCUGGGUGCUGACGGAAGCAUGGCAGUCCUACAUGGCUGUCACGGGCCGCCUGCGCAACCGCAUCAUCCGCAAGCGUUUCCUCUGCUUGGGCUGGGGACUCCCUGCUCUGGUGGUGGCUGUGUCUGUUGGAUUUACCAAGGCUAAAGGAUAUGGCACCGUCAACUACUGCUGGCUCUCGCUGGAGGGUGGACUCCUCUACUCGUUCGUUGGACCCGCUGCUGCUGUUGUUCUGGUGAACAUGGUAAUUGGUAUCCUGGUCUUCAACAAACUGGUGUCCAAGGACGGCAUCACUGAUGUCAAACUGAAGGAGCGAGCGGGAGCGUCACUGUGGAGCUCCUGUGUGAUUCUGCCCCUGCUGGCCCUCACCUGGAUGUCCGCUGUCCUGGCCAUGACCGACCGCCGCUCCGCUCUCUUCCAGAUCCUCUUCGCUGUCUUUGACUCCCUAGAAGGGUUCAUAAUCGUCAUGGUGCACUGCAUCCUGCGUAGAGAGGUCCAAGAGGCAGUGAAAUGCAGAGUAGUUGACCGUAAGGACGAUGGCAAUGGAGAUUCUGGCAGUUCCCUCCAAAAUAGCCACCACACCCAGCUCAUGUCUGAUUUCGAGAAGGAUGCUGACUCCAACAGACCUGGUGGUAUGAGCUCCUCCUGUGAGGAGAAGAUGCCCCUCCCACCUCAGCUGCCUCUCCCCAUGAGCUCCAACUUCCACACCCUGCCCUCCCACACCACCAAGGCCCACAUGCAGGCCGUGCCCGAGUACUCCAGCCACACCCUCACCCUGAAGAGGGAGAAGAGUCGGCUGCAGGGCGGCAUGGACCCGUCCUCCUGCGGGAAACCCGUCUACGUGCGCGACGGCGAGCUCUUCCAGCAGCUGGAUGCCGACCUGGCACGUGGCCAGGCGGAGGGAAGCUGCCCCGACGGUAGCAGCUACUUGCUCCUGCCCAACACCACCUCCACCCUUCGCAAGGCCAAAGAGGACCUGUCCAAGUACAACAUCAGUGUGGAGAAGCUUCCACAGACCAGGCUGGUUCAUCUCAGCGGGCCCUUCGCUGAGCCCCAGGCCGCCUUCGGACUCAAGACGCUACCGUCUGACCGGGUCAGCGUAUCCUACUCGGAGAGGGACUCUCCCGUCCAGAACAUACACAACAUGUCCAGCGAGUCUCACAUCACCCACAGCAGCCUAGGAGACACCUUCGACUCCAUGAACUCCAUGAUGUCCAAGAGCGAGACCAUCUCCACACUGUCCAUGAGCUCCUUGGAGAGACAGAAGUCCCGUUAUGCUGAAUUAGAUUUCGAGAAGAUAAUGCACACAAGGAAACGUCACCAAAACAUGUUCCAGGACCUCAACAGGAAAUUACAUCACGCUGAGAAACAAGACAGAGAGUCCCCUGCUUCAGACAGCAAGUCUGUGAGAUGGAGUGUGUCCUCUGGAGGAAGUGACAAAACUAACCACAGCGACAAGCAGCAGCCACAGGUGGAGAGACCAUGGGAGGGGAUCCAGAGGACCCAGCACUCUCCCCCCGCCUGGGUGCGGAAGGACCUGGAGCCCCUGGCCGCGUCACCCCUGCAUAUGCAGCAGGUGGAGUGGGAGAAGGCUGGAGCCACCAUCCCAAUGGUCAGCCAAGAUAUCAUCGACCUGCAGACGGAGGUCUGAGAGGAGGAGCCUGAGAUUGUUCCUUAUAGUUCAACCUUGGUCACCUAUUCUAUUGGUUGGAGGAAAAGAAGAGCCAUGGAUCCACAUGGAUAGAGUAGAGGAAGCCAAGAACAAACGAGUGAAGAGAGGAGGGGGAAGAGAUAGCUGAGAGAGUGUUGAACCCAGAAUCCAUGUCUUCAAACCCUCAGAAAGAGAAGGAUGGAGAGAUGGAAGAAGGAAGGCUAUUGUGUUGUGCUGUAGGGAUUUUGUUUUCCAGCAAGGACUUGAUAAUGAGCAACACUAGAGAAGCACUGUGAUACUGACUGGCGGUUAAUGUCAGUUAGUGACGGAUGGUUCCAAGGACUGGUUCUGGUUCUGUUCGCGGUCCGACCACUGAGAGGUUUCUUACCGACUGGGCUCAGGAGAGGUGUGGUCAACAUGGUUAACAUGCAGUCAACAUGCCCCUUUGACUCGUUUUAAAACGGUGGGUCUCACUUUACCCGGGAGCUCCAACCAAAACUAACAUUUUUACGCUUGUGUUUGCGGCCAAGGCAUCUUCCAAGUUAGCUAGGACAAGGCAAGAGGAGCAGACUGGACUCCCUUCAGACUUGGGGUCUGACUCAAUGCUGUGGUUUAUCAAUCAAGGCUUGAUCAUGCUAACAGAGCUGAGCAUUAUUAUUGUUAUUAUUAUUAUUAUUAUUAUUAUUAUUAUCAUUAUCAUGUUAUUAUUAUGAUUAUGAUUAUGAUUAUUACAUGUAUUAUGUUUUAUUGUUUUAGCAUCGAUUUGAGUUAUCAUCUUACUAUCUGUGAAUUUACAGUUUUUUGCACUGUACUCAAUAUAUCAUUAGGCUCAAAUAUUUGGAAACCCAAAAGGACUGCAAAGCAUUGGGACAGUCAGCGUGGUGGUGGGAACCCAACCCUGGUUCUGCCAGCAUUCUGCCUCCGCAGCACAUGACAGGCACCUGGAAGAACAUCAAGCUCUUUUACAGGAAGAGCAGUACAUUCUGGGAACUGCUGGGCGGCAUCAUCAGGAAAUGGUGGACAAAGACCAUUAGAUUCCCACCACUCCUCAGCUGGUGGCAGAAUGCAGGCUCCUCCGGUUCAUAAUAAACAAGAGCCCCACCAUUAGAUCUCGUUUCCAUCCUGCUACACAUGCAGGCUUGCAGAAAGAACUCUAGACCCCAGGACUAUAAGCUGAGGCACUUGCCAACGACAUGACUUCACUUCCGCAGUGCCAGCUACUAAAGACUUCAACACAACAUCCUUGUGUUUUAAAACCAUCAGUGUGAAACUAGUACAAUAUGAUGGGCGCUUGAUGCUCAAGCAGGACUGAUAUCAGGAUUAUAAGGCAGAUUUUUCUUAAGAUGUUUCAAUACUCUUUUAUAACGUGUUCCUCAUAUUUACAGAGCAUAUAGAUACUUUAUUGUAUAACAAAUCUGUAUUAGUAUUGUGUUCUGAGUGAAAGCGUAAGACUACAAAUUAUUUGGAGGUCUAUGAUUGGUAGAUUAUUGUAAUUCUAAAAAACAGAUGUUAUAUAGAAUUAAUAAUAGCCUAUAAGAAUAUAUCUAAAAAUCUGUGCUUCAGGAUAACUGUUUUGACUCCAUACCUCACGGUGUGGAAUAACUGAACCUCAUGUCUUCUGUAAUAGUGUUUUUCACCAUCUUGUCAUAUUACACUACAGUAUGUGCCAAAUAUCUUUCCUGUCCCCUAUUUCUUCCUUCCUAGCCAUAGCUCCCAAUACAUACCCCCCGAGUUACUUGUAUCAAUUACCCAUUUGUAUCUACCCUUCCUCUUUGCUUUUUUGUUAGAAUACAACUUUUUUGGUUUCUCUUGUUGUAAAUGUACAGUUUUCAGAGCACAAGAUGAAUGUGAUUUUUGUUCUAAUAAAAUUUAAAACAUA